AUGAGCAGUGCGGUCUGCGCCGUAUGGCGGCUCCCCUGUUCGGGGCUCCGAAACUCCAGCGCGUUGCCCGCCAUAACCUCUCGCGCUGCAUGUAACGAUCUCCGCAUCACACCACUCAACCUGUACAGCCACUUUUCCCGACGCCCGCUCAGUUCUUCGAACGCUCGAGUUCGAACUAAGAGUCUCCUCGCUGGCUCCAAAUACUCUUUACUCAAGCUUUCCAUGCCGACUUUCACCAGAUCGAAACGAACAACAGCUCCAAAACCAUCGCCCAAGAGGCCAGGAAGACUGCCGGGUGACAGGAAUCUUUCUGAUGCCGACAUUAAAUUUAUAUUUGGACCGGGGGUCCCAACGAAGCUUGGAAACCGAACGCUCGGGGCGCUGCAAACCCAGCGGUUAGAGGGCACGCUGGAUUUAGAUCUGCCAGCUGACAUUACCCGCGCGGUCAGCCAGUCUCAGCUCGAUAGUGCCUUACAAUGGCUCCGUGAAAACUAUCCCCUGAAUGAGGAUGCAGCAAUCCUAGCUCGAAUCGAGCGGGAAGAAAUUGAAGCGGAGGAGAAACUUGUGCGACGAGCGGAGGAGCUUGGUCUCUAUAAGCCUCAGAGCGGUUCCUAUGAGAACGAGCUGGGCGAAGAGAAUUCGAUUUACGGCAAAAGUGUUCUCAAGGAGGCGCGUGAAAUGAACGAAAAGCGAUUACUAGCUGAAAAGGAACGAAAGCGCCAGGAAUGGCUGCAGGGCGAGAACGAGGAGCAGGAACGGUUGCGGCGGCAGUUCAAAGGAGAUACGGCAUUGCAACAGUACCAAGAGGCUGCUUUGACAGAGGCUCGUCCGCGUGCGGAUCCCAAUGAACGACCUUAUCUUGCCUGGAUUCAAAAACAUCACAUCGCCGCGACACAUGAAUCUCCAGAAGCCAUGAAUCUGACUACGACCCAACGUCUUCUUGCGCCCGCGCUGUUCACUCUGCUCGCUGUUGGCCUGUGCUACUACUUUGCCCAGAAAUACGAGUCUCCUGCACGCAAAGACCGUCUGUGGCCGAGUGUUCCUCCUGCUGCUGCAACGGUCGGAGCUAUCAUCGGAGCUAAUGUUGCCAUCACCUUCAUGUGGAAGUUCAUCCCACCUUCAUGGAGACUCCUCAACCGGUACUUUGUCAUUGUUCCCCUCUACCCCAGUGCUCCAAGCAUGCUUGGUAGUACCUUCAGCCAUCAGACCUGGCGACACUUGGCGACAAACAUGAUGGUGCUGGGGCUUAUGGGUACUCGGGUCCACGAUGAGCUUGGUCGCGGUAAUUUCUUGGCUAUCUACUUUGGAUCAGGCGCCGUUGGCUCCCUGGUCUCUUUGUAUCGCAGUGUACUACUCGGCUCGCUUGGUCUGACAUCACUGGGUGCCAGUGCCGCUACCAGCGGCAUCGUUGCGGCAUGGUGCAUGUAUCAUUUUGAUGACAAAAUCACCAUGUGGAUUCUUCCCCACGAACUGCGAGAGACGCUCUGGACUCAGGGCUGGAUCUUCUUGGCAUGUUUGAUUGGAACCGAGAUUUUGAGCAUGGCGACGCCUGCCCGUUUCCUGCAGGUAUGGCCACUGUCCCGUCUCACAAAGAUGGACCACGCUGCUCAUCUGGGUGGUUAUCUCGCCGGAGCUGGGUGUGGAUAUACCCUUGCGCAGAGACGGAGGAGAGAACGAGAAAGACGAGUCCGAGACUCAAGGUGGUUGAAGAAUCCGAGCACUUGA
Molecule: messenger RNA, 1725 nt
Organism: Penicillium argentinense
Lineage: Eukaryota; Fungi; Ascomycota; Eurotiomycetes; Eurotiales; Aspergillaceae
Product: rhomboid protease PCP1
Exons: 5
Coding region: 1-1725 (574 amino acids)
Cellular component (GO): membrane
Molecular function (GO): serine-type endopeptidase activity
Source: RefSeq, a predicted model, not a curated record